Messenger RNA from Trichomycterus rosablanca, 2327 nucleotides. It is a transcript of the gene antxr1c, whose product is annotated as ANTXR cell adhesion molecule 1c. Lineage: Eukaryota; Metazoa; Chordata; Actinopteri; Siluriformes; Trichomycteridae. The record is from RefSeq and is a predicted model, not a curated record. Bases 1 to 1647 code for a protein of 548 amino acids. Gene Ontology annotation, molecular function: transmembrane signaling receptor activity. Gene Ontology annotation, cellular component: cell surface; plasma membrane. The transcript has 18 exons.
AUGGCACACUCUUCCAGCACUUGGGUUUUGCACUUGGCUGUUUUGGGAGUUUUGCUUUUCACCCUGGCUUCUGUAACACAGGGGCAAGCUGAGGAUGAAGAGAGGUCCUGCCAGGGUGCCUUCGACCUGUAUUUCGUCCUGGACAAGUCAGGAAGUGUUAAACACCACUGGCAUGAGAUCUACUCCUUCGUCGAGCAUUUGGCUGAGAAGUUUAUCAGCCCUCUGUUACGGAUGUCCUUCAUCGUGUUCUCCUCCAGAGGAAACACAAUCAUGACCCUGACUGAGGACAGGGAACAUAUAACCAAAGGACUGAACGUUUUAAGAAAGGAGGUACCAGGAGGAGAUACGUUUAUGCACCUCGGCCUGCAAAAGGCAAAUGAACAGAUUUACAGAGAGAAUUUUGGUAAAGCGAGUGUCAUCAUCGCACUGACGGAUGGAGAACUUAAUGAGCAGCAGCUGGUCGCAGCACAACAGGAGGCGGCCAGAGCCAGAACGUUGGGUGCCAUCGUGUACUGCGUCGGCGUGAAGGAUUUCAACGAGACCCAGCUGGCUACCAUCGCUGACACCAUCGAGCACGUAUUUCCUGUGACGGGAGGAUUCCAGGCGCUGCGAGGAGUAAUUGAUUCGAUCAUCAGAAAAUCCUGUAUUGAGAUCUUGGCAGCUGAGCCGUCCAGUGUAUGUGCAGGAGAGUCGUUCCAGGUUGUGGUUCGAGGUAACGGCUUCUUACAUGCCAGGAAAAUCGACCAGGUGAUGUGCAGCUUCAAAAUCAACGAUACCGUCACACUGAAUAAACGACCCGCCGAUAUAGAAGACACGUACCUGCUGUGUCCAGCUCCGGUGAUAGAUGAAGUCGGAAAGGUGGUUUACCUCCAAGUGAGCAUGAAUGAAGGUCUGUCGUUCAUCACCAGCUCGGUACACAUCACCACCACCGAGUGUUUUGACGGCACCAUUCUUCUGAUCACCCUGCUGGUUCUGUUCCUGUUGCUGGCGCUGUUGUUCAUGUGGUGGUUCUGGCCACUGUGCUGCACCGUAGUCAUCAGAGAGCCUCCUCCACCUCCACCACCUCAACCAGAGUCCGAUGACGAGGACGGGAUGCCGAAGAAGAAAUGGCCCACAGUGGACGCCUCGUACUACGGAGGACGCGGCGUGGGAGGAAUCAAGAGGAUGGAGGUCCGCUGGGGGGGCAAAGGUUCCACUGAAGAGGGGGCCAAGCUGGAGAAACCCAAAAAUGCAGUGGUGAAAAUGCCUGAGCAGGAGUUUGAACCCUUCGAACCCAAGCCUAAAAAAUCUGGAAACAAGAACUUACCCCAGAACAGGAAGUGGUACUCGCCCAUACGGGGUAAACUGGACGCGAUCUGGGCUCUGUUCCGCCGUGGUUAUGACCAAGUUUCACUUAUGAGACCACAACCUGGAGAUCAUGGUCGGUGCAUCAACUUCACCAGGGUGAAAGAGGAGGCAGCCAAGAACCCACCCAGCGCCCAGAAGCCGCCCCCACCUCCGUCGGAGUAUUGCAUGGCCCCGCCCCCCAUGAGUCCACCUCCUCAGUGUUCACCUCCCAAAGGAGCCCAAAUCCCGGGACCUCCUCCCGCCCGGGCUCCGCCUACCGCACCGGGCCCGCCCCCGGCCCGGCCCCCGCCCAGACCCUGAGAUCCCAGCGCCGCCGAGAGUUUGUUUCUCCAGCCGAAAUAUGCUCCUCACACCAAAGAAAUAGUACACGUAAGCGAUAUUUAUCAGCGGCAGGAAGCCUACGGUAUGUGCUUUGUUGCUGGACAGCAAAAACAAUUAUUGGGACAGUAUCGACAAAUGCAAUAAGGGAGAGAUGCUAAUAUCAACUACUGAAUAUGCAAAGUCAGUAAAGAGUACCUACUUUUGGAAAAGAGCCCCUGUUUUAGUUCUGAUUCGAUGUAGUUCCAUCCACCGGGAGAUGUUGGUUAGAUGGUUACACAAGUUGAUUAGAUUGGAUGAAACAUGAAAGUAUCUCGUUUUUGGGCAUUUCCCUUUGAUGCCGUUUGCUUGGUUGUGCAUUCAGUGAUGGAUCUGAAUCCAUUGUUCGACUGCAGAGUCUCUCAGGUCAGCUUCUGGUUGGGCUAAUUAAAUAAAAUCAUGAAUCGGGACGAGUAAUGAAGACGUAGGAACGAGCGCGUGUGGAAGUUGUUCAGACGGACGGAGCGGAUCUCCAGCUUUUGGUACCUUCCUAAUGUAGGUACAGUGCCUUGCAGAAAUAUUCACCCUUCUUCAACCUUUUUCACAUUUUUGUUGUGUUACAGUCUGGAGAUGUAACAAACAUGAUAUGGUCAAAAGUAUAUGGACACCCCUUCUAGUUAUUA